Molecule: messenger RNA, 1140 nt
Organism: Annulohypoxylon truncatum
Lineage: Eukaryota; Fungi; Ascomycota; Sordariomycetes; Xylariales; Hypoxylaceae
Product: GPR1/FUN34/yaaH family-domain-containing protein
Exons: 3
Coding region: 449-1135 (228 amino acids)
Cellular component (GO): plasma membrane
Molecular function (GO): acetate transmembrane transporter activity
Source: RefSeq, a predicted model, not a curated record
UGUAGGAUUCGUUCCCGUGGAAGACUCGCUUGGACCCUGGAGGACUUGGGAAGUCGGUAGCAACUGGAAUACCUGUCUUCCAGGUCUAGACUCUUUCCCAGUCGAACAGAGCUGGGUUUAUCAUACCUACCCCCUAGUGAACAACUAGCUGAAAACAGCCGCUCUCGUCAGAUAUAUUAUAUGAAGUGUUAGCUGGUGUCAGUAUGUCUUUAAUUCAAUGAUAAGCCAGUGAUGCUACCCUUCUCGAAUCCAUCUACCUCCGCUUCUCCUAUUACUUGCAUUCCAGUUUCUAUCUCGUUGAGCAACCUGUUCCUAAUAUUCCUCGCUGUCAGCAACAGAGCACUUGCAGGUGGUGGUAGAGCUUGACCUUGGUCCGCAUUGAGGCUGCAGACGCAUAACUACUCUUCGUUGCAUUCGUACCUCAGACAUCAUCUCGACCCCUUUCACAAUGUCGAUCUCGGACGGCAGGGUGACCGACAUAGAGAAGCAGGCGACCAUCUCGCCCCGCGAGCAGAUUAGUAUGCCUUAUGUGCCUCGAGCCUUUGCCAACCCGGCACCACUAGGACUUCUUUCCUUCGCCACGAGUAUUUGGAUGAUUUCUCUCCUCGGUCUUGAACCACGUGGUUUGAAAGUACCUAAUAUCAUACUCCCCAAUUUGGUAUUCUUCGGGGGGGCCGCCCAGUUUAUUGCUGGAAUCAUGGAGUUCGUCGCCGGAAAUACCCUGGGAGCUACCUUGUUUACUUCAUACGCUGCCUUCAACCUUGCCUACGCCCUGAUUUUCCUCCCCGGGAGCGGCAUUAUGGCGGCCUACUCUGAUCCUAGCACAGGCAAACUCUUAGCCGAGUUUGACCAAGCUAUAGCCAUGUUUGUUUGGGCUUGGUUUAUCAUUAGUAUGAUAUUUACCGUGGCCACCGUCCGAAGCUCGUGGGCAUUGUUUGGAGCUCUCAUCUUCGUCGACUUUACCUUGAUACUCUUGGCUGUCGGAUACAUGUUAGAUCAAGAAGCGUGCCUAAAGGCUGCUAGCGCGACUGGGUUUGUUACAGCGGCUUUGGCUUAUUGGGCAGGCACUGCGGGUUUAUGGGGCGAUGGUAUAACUCCUUUCAACCUUCCGGUCGGGUCGUUGAAGAGAGAGUAGCGUUG